Messenger RNA from Bolinopsis microptera, 6163 nucleotides. Its product is annotated as collagen alpha-1(I) chain-like. Gene Ontology annotation, cellular component: extracellular matrix; collagen trimer. Lineage: Eukaryota; Metazoa; Ctenophora; Tentaculata; Lobata; Bolinopsidae. Gene Ontology annotation, molecular function: extracellular matrix structural constituent. The transcript is spliced from 24 exons. The record is from RefSeq and is a predicted model, not a curated record. Bases 22 to 5643 code for a protein of 1873 amino acids.
GCUCCCAGUUUCAGCAGAGGAAUGGUAUCCCGAAGUUUGGUCCUACUUACCCUCCUUUUUGUUGUGUGUGUUAAAACUGAGCCUGACCCCGAAGCUUUCCCCAAAGACUGCUGCUCUACACCUGUGAGAGCUUCUAGAGGAAAGCAAGGCCGUCAAGGGUUCGAAGGACCACCAGGUCUCGUGGGAUCAGUUGGCCCUCCUGGUAGACCAGGAUUGCGGGGGAACGUCGGACCACCUGGUCUAAAAGGAACCAAAGGUCGUCUACGUGGCCUUAGUGGAAUAAAGGGAGCCCGAGGGGAGAGAGGAAGGGGAGGAGCUUCUGGACCACAGGGACCUCACGGAAGGGUUGGAUAUGACGGUAGAGAUGGAUUACCGGGUGUAGACGGCUGCAAUGGUACUGAUGGAACACCUGGCAAACCUGGCCAACCUGGUCACCCCGGUUUUAAGGGGGUACGCGGUGUGGAUGGUAGACCUGGAUCAGGAGGAGCCCCCGGAGGUCCAGGCCCGCCUGGUGACGUUGUUAAAGGAGACCAAGGAGACCCUGGUGAUCCUGGAGAGGAUGGUCUGCCUGGAGAUCGUGGUGUCUGGGGUUUGUUUGGGCUCCCUGGAAACCGUGGUCGUCCUGGAAACACUGGGUCUCCUGGCAAAGCUGGAGUUAAAGGAGCUGAGGGAGGACAUGGAGUUCGAGGACCACGCGGGGAUCAAGGUGAUCAGGGCGGAACUGGUGAUCCUGGAGUAGCCGGGAUACCUGGGAUACCCGGAGUUAGAGGAGAUAAAGGUGCGCGAGGUUAUCAGGGAGAGAAGGGACAGGACGGAGCAGGGGUUCCUGGUCUUGAAGGAGCGCCUGGAAAAUCAGGAAAUUCUGGGAAAGUAGGGCACACUGGUCUGCAUGGUUCAUCUGGAUUUGAUGGUAUUGAAGGCGACCCAGGGGAGGUUGGAGCAAAAGGGGAUAAAGGAGAUGAAGGAAUCGAAGGAUCUCAAGGAAUUAAGGGUUAUGAGGGUGAUUCUGGGAAAAGUGGAGACCAAGGACCAAAAGGGGAGACUGGACAAACUGGUGCUAGUGGCGCUGCUGGAGUAAAGGGAUUUGUCGGUGAAAAUGGUGAAGGUGCUAAAGAUGGCAGACCGGGUGUUUCAGGCAUUGCAGGACACAGAGGAGAUCCUGGUGAGACCAGAAUCGACACAAUCGAAGGAUCUAAAGGUCUAUCUGGAGUCCCCGGCAAUAAAGGUGAACAAGGAGAUACCGGAGCAUUAGGAGAGACCGGACGAAAAGGAACAACAGGACCGGCUGGAAAUAGCGGAGACAAGGGUACUCCUGGAGAACUUGGAGCACAGGGGGCGAAAGGAGUACGAGGAGAAGAGGGAGUAUCUGGUCAAGAUGGAGAAAAGGGAGUCGAAGGAAAGCAGGGUUACGAGGGACCUCAAGGAGCUCCAGGUAACACCGGAGCUGAUGGCACUCACGGAGGGGAUGGAGCAAAAGGAGAAGCAGGUAUUCCUGGGGAUAAUGUACAAGGUAUAAACGGGAAACAGGGAGAUCGAGGAGACAAGGGGGAGCAACGAGACCAGGGUUCUCGUGGACUUGGUGGUGUUUCCAUUAAAGGAAAAAAAGGCUUGUGGGGAUUAGCUGGAGUACCGGGAUUAAAAGGAGUGCCAGGGGUAAAAGGAGGAGCUGGCGACGAAGGACAAAAAGGCAAAGAAGGUGCCACAGGAGCUCUUGGAGGAUCUGGAGAAAAUGGCCGUGUUGGAGCUAACGGCAAAGACGGUCACCCUGGAGUCAUGGGAAAGAAAGGAGAAGGUGGAGAUGUUGGUGAACCUGGAGAUGUUGCUGCACCAGGCAAGCGCGGCACUCCUGGUGCUAGUGGAGAUAAGGGACAUCAGGGACCUUCUGGAGAUAAGGGUCAUAAGGGAGAACCUGGUUCAGAAGGUGAUCCAGGAAAUACUGGCACGAUUGGAAACCAGGGAGUGUUUGGAGAAAAGGGAGUAAGUGGUAAAGAUGGAGCAAAGGGUAAAAGUGGAAUUGACGGAAAUGAUGGUCCAAAAGGAUUCAAGGGUAUCCCUAGAGCCAAUGGAGAAUCUGGUGAAGACGGUUCCACUGGACCCAAAGGACAGACGGGUUUAAAAGGAAACAUUGGUAGCCCUGGUCUAGCUGGAAACAAAGGUGUCCAUGGAAUUAGUGGUGAGCCAGGGCCUGAGGGUGAUUCUGGUGAGUCAGGAGGAGGCGGUAACAAAGGAGUACAGGGAGCUAAGGGAGGACCAGGAAAUCAGGGAGAAACUGGUGAUGAGGGACCUAAGGGAGAUGCUGGUUAUCCAGGUGUCAACGGUCAGAGCGGUUAUGAUGGAGCAGAUGGUGAAACUGGUGAGACUGGUGAGAAGGGAGACCAGGGUAUCCGAGGAGCUCAGGGACCACAGGGAAUUCCCGGAGAAUCUGGUGCUAGUGGUUUACCUGGAAGUGAAGGUGCAAAGGGGUCUCAAGGAGUCACUGGGGAACAAGGAGAACAGGGAGAGCAAGGAGACAAAGGUACUCUAGGCGAUAAGGGAGAACAAGGGAACUCCGGGCAGGAUGGCAGGAAUGGAGAUAAGGGUUUUCGAGGUAAAAACGGGACUUCUGGGCAAGACGGCAAACCAGGAGAACUGGGUUUUAAAGGUUCUAUUGGAGAUCAAGGAUACGAUGGAGAAAUCGGGGAGCCUGGGAUAAGUGGAGACCCUGGAGAAAUUGGCCGGCGAGGAAAUUUUGGAUUUCCUGGAGAUUUUGGACAAGAGGGUUACCCGGGAGUACCUGGAAAAUCCGGAAUAAACGGUAUAAAUGGAGUGCUAGGAGGACAAGGAGCCCAAGGUGAAGUAGGGCCCCCAGGACCUGAGGGAUCGCAGGGGUCUCAAGGAAACCAAGGAUUGAAAGGAUAUCCUGGAGAGAGCAUAAUAGGAGCAAAUGGAAAUACUGGAGAGCAAGGAGACAAGGGCGACCCCGGUUAUCCUGGGCAUAGAGGAGACGACGGAGAAAAGGGCAUUCCCGGAGAUAUUGGAGACAAAGGACUACGUGGUGCUCGGGGAUUACAUGGUGCUCCUGGUGACACGGGGACAAAAGGAGAUCCUGGAUUCAAUGGAAAUCCUGGAUCUCAGGGAUUACCGGGUGAGAAAGGUCCUGAGGGUAACAAGGGCCGGCUGGGAUUCCAGGGUACACAAGGACACCAUGGAAGAGAUGGAACUAACGGAGUAAAGGAUGUUACAGGGGAUCCAGGACGUGAAGGUCCUCAAGGACCUCAUGGGAUUCACGGAUAUCGAGGAGCAAACGGAAAUAAAGGCUCCAUCGGAGAGCAAGGAAACCCUGGUUCACAUGGACAUAUUGGGAGAAAGGGUAAACAAGGAAACGAAGGUCCGCCUGGAGAAAAGGGCAAUGACGGAGUGCGAGGAGCAGCUGGAUUUACGGGAUCUAAGGGUGAGGAUGGUAACCAGGGUGAUACUGGCGAGCAAGGAGAAACAGGUGAUGGAGGUGUGGCCGGUCUCCCAUCUCAAGGUAACAAAGGAGCACCAGGAGUCGAGGGUAAACAGGGAGAAGCUGGAGCUAAGGGAGAAGUAGGGACAGAAGGGUUUUUGGGAAUAACAGGAGACUCCGGACCUAAAGGAGCAGCAGGAGCCCAAGGAGAGGUGGGGAAGGAGGGAAAGGACGGGGUGAAGGGAGAUGUAGGUGAGGAGGGAGAGCGAGGAGGAGAGGGAUCUAAAGGAGAACCUGGUAAUGGUGGAAAUGAUGGUGCUAAGGGUGAGGUGGGUGAUCAAGGAGAAGGAGGUGGAAAUGGUAAAAAGGGUGGACAUGGUACUAAAGGAGUGCUAGGUUCAAUUGGAAUCCCUGGUGAGCAGGGCAGUCAGGGAUAUCAAGGGGAAAACGGUCAAAACGGCGUUGACGGUGAACCAGGUAUUCCUGCCGGAGAAACAGCCUGUAAUGGGGAACCGGGUGAACAAGGUAUUGAUGGCAAAAAGGGAUUCAAAGGAGAUCAAGGAGCAAUAGGCGCCACAGGAGACAAACGUCCUGUUGGGGAUCCUGGAUAUAAAGGAGCAAAAGGAGAUCCAGGGAUGGAAGGUGCAGCCGGAAAGACGGGGAAGUUAGGGCAUCACGGAGACUAUGGAUCAGCUGGAAAACCUGGUGAGCCCGGGGAUAAUGGACAUGCUGGAGAGAAAGGACCUUCUGGAAUUGGAACACCAGGUUAUCCCGGUGCUGAUGGGAAAGACGGAGUAAAAGGAAAAAAAGGAGACCGUGGAGGAGGAGGUGAGAAGGGAGCUCCUGGAGACCAAGGGAACACUGGAGCACAAGGAGACCUCGGAUCAACUGGAACCAAGGGGUUUAAAGGAUUAUCAGGAGUUGUUGGAAAACAAGGAGAUCAAGGUAUACCGGGGGAUCAGGGAGCAAAAGGUGGACCUGGAGUGGAUGGAGAAAAAGGAGACCCCGGAACACCCGGACAUGAAGGGUCGAAAGGUGGUUCUGGAGAGUUCGGUGAAGAUGGGAAUAUUCUUGUUGUCGUUGACCCCGAGAGUGGUGAACAGACAAAAGAGUUUAUUGUCUGGGUUAACCUUAUUAGCGAAGUUUUGAACUAUACCAGACUCGCAGAGAAAGGGUCGCCUGGAGAGGAAGGACAUGCUGGACCACAUGGAAUAAAAGGUGCACCAGGUUCACCCGGUCACCCUGGGAGUAAUGGUUCAUCUGGUGCUGAUGUGACUGAUGGUGGAGCUGAUGGGUUACCAAUACCUGGGAGGGAUGGAGCUACGGGAUCCUCAGGAAGUCCUGGUAAUACUGGCAACAAAGGACGCAGAGGUACGAAAGGUAUGCACAGUCGAAAAAGGGGUCUAACCGGUAUCCCGGGACGGAAGGGACGAGGAGGAGUUAAAGGAUCUAAAGGAGCAAGGGGAAAGCAGGGGACCUGCAAGCCUCAUGAGUACGAAUACAACCACCCCAUCGUCAGACAUUCUCAUUCUGUUACUGUCCCUGAAUGUCCUAGUGGUUACAAAUCUCUUUGGAUUGGAUACUCUCUUGUGAUGUUUGAAGGGAAUGGCAAGGCUUUAGCUGAAGAUAUCGGAGAGAGCGGGACGUGUUUAGAAGACUUCCAAAUCCUGCCAUUCCUACAGAUCUACUCCGACUGCGGGGAAGACGAGUGCUUGUACGGUUCCAAGAGUCCUGCUGACAAAUCCUACUGGCUGUCUGUAGACCCUGACGGUCACUUUUCCCAGCCUCGCAUGACAGAUAUUGAGGACAUUAAGAACCAUAUUGGGAGAUGUCGUGUGUGCCUCGGACAGAGGUUCACUCUCACCAGGCACUCUUUCAAGGACACUGCUCCGGAUUGUCCUAAACACUUUUCAGCUCUGUGGACUGGAUAUUCGCAUCUCAUGAUCUCAACCUCUAGCUCCGGGGGCGGGACAUCACUCUCCUCCUCGGGCUCCUGUCUAGAGUUCUUCCACAACCCUACCUUCCUGGAGUGCCUGGGUGCCGGAUAUUGUUACUACUCCAUCACCCACAUUGACUACUGGCUGGCUAUAGACAACAACAGCACAGUGGCUGUCCGGCCAGGUUAUUACAAAGCUCUGGGGAAUAUUUACAAGGGUAAGGAUGAGGUGAUGGAGAAGGGAAUCAGUCGGUGCACUGUCUGUGGAAGGAACACUUAAUGCUUAAGAGUAGUAGUGGUUACACACCAUGUUUAUGAACAUUUGAGUGUUUGAUUUAGAGGACGAGUUGUUUUGAAUCAUAACUGAUAACAAGACUACCAGGAGCUGUUAACUGUUUUGAUUUUAUUAUUUAUUGUAAUCCAUAUCAAAGUUCAAAAUAUCUGAAAACAGCAAUCCUAAGAACAUUAUUGGUAGCUGUCUCAAAACAUAAAAAGGUCCAAAUUCAAAAGAUAAAACUAAAUUUUCUCAAAAAACUUCCAAUCUUCCAUGUAACUCUAUUAAGAGCAAUGGCUCUCAAAUCUUCAAAAUCUGAAAUUGGACGUAGAGAAUUUAAAAUUUUCUUUCGUUUUAGGUAAUUUCUUAUCAUGUCAAGUAAAUUUAGACUAGGUUUACCAACAAGCCUACCUUUAAGAUUUACGUCAGUCUGGAAUUUGGUAGGGGCAGCCCAGGAGUUGCAAUUAUACAUGAUGAAUUGAUGAUGGGCACGACUAGGACUUGAGCUUCGUAUAUUCUGAGCUUA